This is a messenger RNA of Manihot esculenta (cassava), 3142 nucleotides long. Its product is annotated as calcium permeable stress-gated cation channel 1. The transcript is spliced from 12 exons. The record is from RefSeq and is a predicted model, not a curated record. Bases 462 to 2780 code for a protein of 772 amino acids. Gene Ontology annotation, cellular component: plasma membrane. Gene Ontology annotation, molecular function: calcium-activated cation channel activity. NCBI's taxonomy places the organism in Eukaryota, Viridiplantae, Streptophyta, Magnoliopsida, Malpighiales, Euphorbiaceae.
UUCUUUUUUCUUUUCUUUUCUUUUCUUUUUUUUUUUAAAUAUUUACUCGCUAAAUAUCCCAAAAUACGUUUCCGUCCAGAAUCACAUGAACGAAUUAACUUCCAUACUCACUUCUGGCUUCUUCUCUGCAAUCAGAAAGUGCUGCCUUCUCUUUGUUUUUCCAACGAUUCGUAUUUCUGGAUCGUAGUUUUUCCCUUGCUUUUCCUUGCUGAAAUUGUUUUUGUUGUUUUAUUAUUCAAGUAAAGGCGUGGGUGGUAGCUUGCCUGCUACUUAUCCUCCAAAACAAGUGGGAAUCAUGCUUAUGCGUUGCUUGAGCUAAAAAGCUAUCCAAACGUUCCCCAACUCAACUUUCAGAUAGCCAAUUUCUGUGUCUUUCCCAGGAUUUCUCUACCCUUAUCAUUUAAAUCCACUGCGGUUAGAGAAAAGGAGUUCAUAUUCACAAAAUCUUAUUGAAGAUAUAAAUGGCAACGCUGGGGGAUAUAGGGCUUUCGGCGGCUAUCAAUCUUCUAAGUGCAAUAGUUUUCCUUUUAGCAUUCGCAAUUUUAAGGCUACAACCCUUCAAUGAUAGAGUUUACUUCCCAAAAUGGUAUCUUAAGGGCUUAAGAAGUAGUCCUACGCGCUCUGGAGCUUUUAUGCAGAGAUUUGUCAAUUUAGACUUCAGAUCGUAUCUGAGAUUUCUAAAUUGGAUGCCUGAAGCAAUCCGAAUGCCAGAGCCUGAGCUUAUUGAGCAUGCGGGGUUGGAUUCUGCUGUUUACUUGCGCAUUUACUUGAUAGGGCUUAAGAUUUUUGUUCCUAUCACAUUUCUUGCUUGGGCUAUCCUGGUUCCAGUUAAUUGGACUAAUGACACCUUGGAGCUAGCAAAGCUUUCUAGCAAUGUGACUUCCAGCGACAUUGACAAGCUUUCAAUUUCAAAUAUCCCGCUUGGGUCGGAAAGAUUUUGGACGCAUAUAGUGAUGGCUUAUGCCUUUACGUUUUGGACAUGCUAUGUGUUAAUGAAGGAGUAUGAGAAAGUUGCUACAAUGCGUUUGCAGUUUCUUGCCUCAGAAAGACGUCGUCCUGAUCAAUUUACAGUCCUUGUUAGGAAUGUGCCACCAGAUCCUGAUGAAUCUGUUAGUGAGCUUGUGGAACACUUCUUUCUGGUCAAUCAUCCAGAUCACUAUCUUACUCAUCAGGUGGUGUACAAUUCAAACAAACUAGCCAAGUUGGUGAAGAAGAAGAAAAGUAUGCAGAAUUGGCUUGACUACUACCAACUUAGAUAUUCUAGGAAUCAAACGCAGAGGCCUUUGAAGAAGACUGGUUUUCUUGGGCUUUGGGGGCAAAAGGUGGAUGCAAUUGAUCAUUACAUCUCUGAGAUUGAGAAACUAUCAAAAGAAAUAGCAGAAGAGAGGGAAAAAGUGGAAACGGAUCCGAAGUCUGUCAUGCCAGCAGCAUUUGUUUCUUUCAAAAGUAGAUGGGGAGCUGCUGUUUGUGCACAAACUCAACAAUCAAGAAACCCAACUUUGUGGUUAACAGAGUGGGCUUCAGAGCCACGUGAUGUAUAUUGGGAUAACCUUGCAAUACCAUAUGUUUCACUCGCAAUUAGGAGGUUGAUAAUGAAUGUUGCAUUCUUUUUCCUUACCUUCUUUUUCAUGAUUCCAAUUGCCUUUGUGCAAGCUCUUGCAAGCAUUGAGGGAAUUGAGAAAAGAGCUUCCUUUCUAAAGCCCAUUAUUGAAAUAAAAUUUAUUAAAUCACUUAUCCAAGGGUUUCUACCUGGCAUUGCAUUGAAACUUUUCCUGAUCUUCUUGCCAACAAUAUUAAUGAUCAUGUCUAAAUUUGAAGGUUUCACAUCUUUGUCAUCUCUAGAAAGGAGAUCAGCCAUGCGAUAUUAUUUUUUCAACAUUGUAAAUGUAUUCCUUGGAAGCAUCAUAGCUGGAAGUGCAUUUGAACAACUCAACUCUUUUAUGAAGCAGUCUGCUAGCGAAAUUCCUAAAACAAUUGGUGUGGCUAUUCCAAUGAAAGCAACUUUCUUCAUAACAUACAUAAUGGUUGACGGAUGGGCAGGAAUAGCCGGAGAAGUUUUAAUGUUGAAGCCUCUGAUAAUCUUCCACCUGAAGAAUUUCUUCCUGGUGAAGACUGAAAAGGAUAGGGAAGAGGCAAUGGAUCCUGGAAGCCUUGGUUUCAAUACCGGCGAACCUCGUAUACAAUUUUAUUUUCUGUUAGGUCUUGUAUAUGCAACAGUGACACCAAUUCUUCUUCCAUUCAUAAUAAUUUUCUUCGCCUUUGCUUAUGUCGUGUUUCGUCAUCAGAUCAUAAAUGUCUACAAUCAAGAGUAUGAGAGUGGUGCAGCAUUUUGGCCUGAUGUUCAUGGACGCGUUAUCAUUGCAUUGAUAAUCUCACAGGUGCUUUUGAUUGGACUGUUGAGUACAAAGCAUGCUGCUCAGUCAACGCCAUUUCUCAUUGCCCUACCUGUACUCACUAUAUGGUUCCAUAGUUUCUGCAAAGGCCGCUAUGAACCUGCAUUCAAAAAAUAUCCCUUACAGGAAGCCAUGAUGAAAGACACCCUUGAACGUGCAAGGGAACCAAACCUGAAUUUGAAAGCCUAUCUCCAAAAUGCAUACAUGCAUCCAGUUUUCAAAGGUGAUGACGACGACGAUGAUGAUAUAAGUGAAAAAUUGGAGACGGAGAGUGUGCUAGUCCCCACGAAACGCCAAUCACGAAGAAAUACACCUGUGCCUAGCAGAAUUAGUGGUGCAUCUUCACCAUCUUUGCCUGAAGCUAUUAAGGAAGAUCCAGAGCCUUAAAUCCCACGUAGGAGACUUAAAUCUCACUGUACAUUUUGUCACGCUGCAGGGUAACAAUACUGUAAAUCUGUGAAAGAGGAGAAAGGAAAGUGGCCAGUUUGAAGCAUUCAAAUAUUCCAAGAAGAAAUGGAAGCUCUGGAUUUUGUGGUGGAAACUGGUUGAAUGGUACACACCUCAAGUGAAAGAUGAAUGUAGAUUGUAUAAAGGACAUGCAUUGGUGUUUCUAUAAGAUUUUUGUAUCCAUACGCUUAGACCAUGUGUGUAGUUAUUAGAAAGGACAGUUGCUUAUAGAUUUUCUGUUCAUAUUGUUUGGUUCGGGACUCUAUUACAUAAUAAUUUUAAGAAUUGAGAAAUUCAAAAUU